GAGCGGUCUAAUAUAAUCCCGAGCAUUCUUGGCUCGUUGGCUCGUCAGCUCGUCAGCUCGUCUGGAGAGCAUCAUCCCCUUUCUAGCAGGGGUUGUUCUUAGCGUUGUAAGGGAUUGGCGAAUCGAAUAAUUGCAAUUUCUCUUUGUGCAACUGUUACACGGCUAGUUCUGGCAAACAAUAUAGCAUUCGACUUACAUGAAUGUAUCUAUUAUUCUAUAGGUAUCCUAUUGGAAUUAGUAAAUAGCACGACAUACUGGUGUUAGACUCCUGGUAUACCGGGAGAUAGCUAUCAUGCAUGGUUUGGCUAACAACCAAUAGCUGUCUGACCUAGUAUCUCAUACUCCACCUUGACAAUGAUUUCUCCUUUUUUUUUUUCUUUUAUCCAAGUAGCUUUAGGAUAUGUCUAGGUUAUGCUUUUAGCUUAAGUAAAUAAUUACCUACUCUUCGCUGGAUUUAUGUUACUAUUCUGACUAUCACUCACUUCCAUACCUAGUCAAACGCGCAUAACCCAUGGAUUCAGACUUACGAGACGACGAGGCGGCUCACGAUGGCCAAACGGAAUGUACACCACUGUUAUCUGAUUCGCAACCAUUGAAAUCUGCUACCAGCGAUAACUGGGGGUCGGAGUUAUGGCUUCUCGCGCAGUACUCUAUUCCGCUUAUAGCAACUUACCUUCUCCAAUAUUCAUACAGUGUCAUCACGACCUUUGUUGCGGGCCAUAUUAAUGCAGACGCCCUCGCUGCUGCAAGCCUUGCUAUGACCACGAUGAACAUCGUUGGGUUCGCUACAAUUGAGGGCAUGGCUACUGCCCUCGAUACACUGUGCGCCCAAGCGUAUGGCUCUGGCAAUCUUUUAAAUGUUGGGCUGCACGUCCAGCGCAUGUGGUUCCUCAUGAUCUUGGCCGUCAUACCCAUUGGUGCUUUCUGGGUGUUUUCUCCGUGGGUGCUGUCCAUCUUUGUGCGACAGCAUCAUUUGGCUGUCAUGGCUGGGACGUUUAUGCGGGUUAGCUUGGUUGGCCUGCCUGGAUAUGCGUCGUUCGAAGCGGGCAAGCGAUUCCUCCAAGCUCAAGGGGAUUUUAGAGGCGCUAUGAUUGCUAUUCUUAUAUGCACGCCCGUCAAUGCGUUCCUGAGCUGGCUUUUCGCUUUUAAACUUGAGAUGGGCCUCGACGGUGCUGCAUUGGGAGCUGCUCUCACUAAUAACCUUCGUCCUAUCCUACUUCUUGCUUAUAUACUUUUACCGACUGGGAAGUGGUCACACCAGUGCUGGGGCGGCUUCUCACGGGAUGCUUUCUCUAAAUGGGGACCUAUGGUGCGGCUCUCCGUCGCAGGCACUGCGGUCAACUUAGGAGAAUGGGCCGCUUGUGAGUUUUUGACUUUCAGCACGUCGUACCUCAGCACAAAUCACUUAGCAGCACAGUCUGUCUUGAUGACUAUCUCGGUCGUCUCCUGGCAUAUCCCCUUUUCUAUAUCGGUCGCGAUAAGUACGCGUAUUGGCCAUCUCAUUGGAGCCGGCCAUGUUGCGAGAGCUCGGCGCGCUGCUGUGUUGUACGCCGUAGUAUGUGCGCUCAUAGGCAGUGCCGACGGCUUAGUUAUUUUUUCUCUGCGAAACCAGCUUCCGGCAUUCUUCUCAGAGGACCGUAUCGUCGGCGAUCUCGUCUCCAAAACCAUGCUUGCCGUUGGCGUGUUCCAGAUUAUAGAUGCCAUAAUCUGCUGCACGAAUGGCGUACUUCGCGGGCUCGGCCGACAGUCCGUCGCUGCUUGGGUGGUACUAGUCGUAAACUAUAUAAUUACCGUUCCCGUGACGAUAUGGUUAGAGUUAGGGUCUCCGGGGUUGGAGUUGAAUGGUGUCUGGAUCGGGCUUGGUAGCGGUAUGGUGUUGAUCGCGAUUAUUGAGGGGCUCUAUAUGAAGACCUUGAGAUGGCAGGAUUGUGUAGCUAGCGUAAAACUAAGAGAGGGUAUGUAGUUGAAGGUUUACACCGGCCGAGUCCAACCCCUUUUUAACUGUACUACUUCAACAUGCCUUGUACGAGUCCAGGGGGUGCAUGCGAAAUUUCCUGUCGGCUCUCUGGAUCGACAACGUUAAAUUCCGACUGCACCACAGAUACAAAUUCGUAUACUGGCUGCACUACGCCGGACCUUUCUUUCCCUCUGAAAGUAUAUGGCUAUGGAACCCCUGAUCCAGGAUGCGAAGAGUAGGUUAAAAAGGGGCUUAGGGUAGAAUGAGAGUGUAUCAAAUUUCCUAUAGCUGAAGUAACUGCGGAUAAAUGAUACUUCUUCUUUCCUCCACAAUAUUUGGCAAAAUAGCCGGAUUUAUAUCCUAUAUAAUCCGCAUGAAAGCUUUCUACCAUGUAUUUACAAGGGUUGCCUCUGGUCCCUAUAAAUUGAUAUCCUUGGAAGAUGGGAAGGAUUUAGGCCUUAGUCUGCUCGUUGUUGUUUAUCUGGACUACAACUUCUUCAGGAUAUCCUUGAUCCAUUUUACAAGGCUUGCUAGAGCCCUGGAUUUGACGGGACAUCACCCUUUGUCUCCAUUUAGCAGCGAAUAUAAAGAGUGCUGCAGCAAGGGUCAC
This is a messenger RNA of Daldinia decipiens, 2567 nucleotides long. RefSeq names its product MATE efflux family protein. NCBI's taxonomy places the organism in Eukaryota, Fungi, Ascomycota, Sordariomycetes, Xylariales, Hypoxylaceae. The transcript is spliced from 2 exons. Gene Ontology annotation, cellular component: membrane. Gene Ontology annotation, biological process: xenobiotic detoxification by transmembrane export across the plasma membrane. The record is from RefSeq and is a predicted model, not a curated record. Bases 512 to 1963 code for a protein of 483 amino acids. Gene Ontology annotation, molecular function: xenobiotic transmembrane transporter activity; antiporter activity.